This is a messenger RNA of Triticum turgidum subsp. durum (durum wheat), 870 nucleotides long. The record is from the annotation of a GenBank genome assembly. NCBI's taxonomy places the organism in Eukaryota, Viridiplantae, Streptophyta, Magnoliopsida, Poales, Poaceae.
AUGCUUCUCUCCCGGCGCUUCUCCUCCGCCCUCGCUCGUUCCGCCUUCCUCGCGAGAUGCCCCCUUCCACCCCGGGCCCCUCCGCCCCCCCGCCCCCUGCCACGCCGCCUCAUGUCCUCCUCCUCCUCCUCCUCCUCCUCCGGGUGGCACCACUCUUCCCGUCUCCCGCCGCCGCCUCCUCCGCCGCCCCCGUCCUUCUCCGACAAGGAUCAGCUGUUCCGGGGGCUGGAGGCGGCGCUGGGCACCACGUUUAGCUCCGAACCGCUGGCGCCGCCGCCGGAGCCGAUGAUCCUCGUCAUCAGUGGCCCGAGUGGCGUCGGCAAGGAUGCAGUCAUCAAGAGGCUGCAAGAGGAGAGGGAAGAGAUCCAUUUUGUUGUUACGGCGACGAGCAGAGCAAUUCGGCCAGGUGAAGUUGACGGGAAGGACUAUCACUUUGUCACCAAGGAGGCGUUCCUCACCAUGAUUGAAAGGGAGGAGUUGCUUGAGUAUGCGCUUGUUUAUGGGGAAUACAAGGGGAUUCCCAAGCAGCAGAUCCGUGAUUACAUGGCCAAAGGACAUGACAUUGUCUUGAGAGUCGACAUUCAAGGAGCAGCAACUUUGAGAGAGAUACUUGGCGAAUCUGCAAUUUUCAUCUUUCUAGUUGCAGAGAGCGAGGAGGCACUUGUCAAAAGGCUCAUUCACCGUAAAACUGAAACUACAGACAUGCUUCUUGUCAGAAUUGCAACAGCCAGAGAGGAGGUGAGGCGGAUGAAAUAUUUUGACUACGUUGUUGUCAAUGCUGAAGGGAAGCUUGAGGAUGCUGUUAAACAGGUUGAGUCUAUCAUUGAUGCUGAGAAGGCAAAAGUCCAAAAGCGUAAUGUCCAGAUCUAG